Molecule: messenger RNA, 234 nt
Organism: Aureobasidium melanogenum CBS 110374
Lineage: Eukaryota; Fungi; Ascomycota; Dothideomycetes; Dothideales; Saccotheciaceae
Exons: 1
Molecular function (GO): protein binding
Source: RefSeq, a predicted model, not a curated record
CUGCCCGGCAUGCCUUCUGAGAUCCUUUCACUCAUUGUCAACCUGGUCGACUCUCAAUCUCUCAAAACCUUGCGCCUCACCAACAAGCGCCUUUGCGCUAUCUCCAGCGGUCCCUUCGCAAAGAGGCACUUCUCCGAGCGCAAGCAUGUUGCUUCUACGUAUAGCAUGGAAGCCCUAGUCCAAAUCACAGCUCAUCCUUUCUUUGGUAAAUUCGUCAAAACGGUAGUCAUCAGC